CUCGAUCGUCCAGAUGGUCGUCGCUCUGGUCCUCUGGUCCUCUGGCGCUGCAGCCUACCAUCGGCCUACGCCGCUGGCACGGCCGCUGCUCGCUGCUGGUGGCCCUCGUCUCGCGUGCGUGAGCCGACAUCGCGCUCCGCCGCCAAGCUGCUGCCAGCAGCCGCCCGUGGGAGAUGGAGCAGCUGCUGCCAGCACGCCUGCCAUGCUGUCGCUCGCUGCUGUGGUGCCAUUCCUCUCCCUCGUAUCGGUCAAGACGGCCACCGACCUCAUCACCAACCACGUCCGGCGACCGCCAGCGACCGCAAUGGCGCUGGUCUCUGAGAUUGCAAUCUUCCCGCUGAUCGUGGCCUGGCUGGUCGUCGGGAAUGGCGUGCGCCGGCUGCGCGGCGCCUCCGCCGCUGGCGAUCGCGACAUCGGAGCCGUCUUCCGCAGAGCGAUCACCGAACAGCCGCUCCGCCUGAGCGCCAUCGGCUCGGUGUACGCCCUCGACAACAUGCUCUACUUCUUCGCGCAGUCGAACGUGGGCGCCGUCACCUACACCGUCCUCGCCCAGGCAAAGAUCUUCUUCACCGUCGCGGCGCUGCGCAUGCGUGGCAUGCUUGGCCCGCUCCGGCCGCAGCAGAUGCUCGGCCUGAGCUGCCUCUUCGGCGGCGCUGUCCUCGUCGCUCUGAAGGACGCGAUGACGUCAUUCGCAAACGUCGCGUACGAGCGGCAGCUGCGCGAGCCAGGCUGCGACUUGUGGGCGGCCAUCCUCGGGUCGGGAGGAGUGCCUCCCUCGCCCGCCGCCCUGCUCGCCGCCUUCCGCGCGCCGUGGGUGUGGCUCGUGGCGGCGAGCGCGGUCCUGAUCGCGCUGACCAUCUCCGCCGGCGGCAACGUGCUGUACGCCAUCUCGAAGCCGUGGCCGGUCGUCUUCGCGACGCUGACCACGUGCGUCGUCCUCGGCAACGUCCCCUCGCUCGGCUUCUUGGGCGGGAUCGCCCUCUCGGUCAGCGGGAUCGGCCUCUACUACGCGGCGAGAGCUUGA
Messenger RNA from Emiliania huxleyi CCMP1516, 1024 nucleotides. RefSeq lists its product as hypothetical. NCBI's taxonomy places the organism in Eukaryota, Haptophyta, Isochrysidales, Noelaerhabdaceae. The record is from RefSeq and is a predicted model, not a curated record. The coding region runs from base 14 to 1024 and encodes 336 amino acids. Gene Ontology annotation, molecular function: pyrimidine nucleotide-sugar transmembrane transporter activity. The transcript has 7 exons. Gene Ontology annotation, cellular component: Golgi membrane. Gene Ontology annotation, biological process: pyrimidine nucleotide-sugar transmembrane transport.